UCUCUCCGUUGCGUUCGCUCAGCGACAAGAAGGAAGGCAGCGACCGAGAGAGCUGUGUGAAUCGAGCCUAAGGGCGAGGAGAGCACGGUGAAGGCUCGCCGCCGGUGCUGGUGGGAGAGGAAGAGAGGGGAGCCUGAAAAAAUGUGUAGGUGCGCGCGCAGCCGCUUUGUCUCUCUCGUUGGUGGUGCUCGCGGCGGUGGUGGGGGGGUGGCAUGGACCACGAGGGGCCACAGGGGUCCGCGAGCGGAGCAUGGCGACUGCAUCCUUUCAGUCGGCCGGUGAACCCGCGUGCCGUACGGUUGCUUCUUCGUUUUUCCGCACCGCCCGUGCGUUUUCUCUAUCUAUCCUUACGUUUCGCGGUUUCUAUCUUUCUUAUUAGUCUCUUUCUCGGCUUUCGGCUAUAAUCGUUUGUUUUUUUUUUUAGAGUGAUCCCUAGAUUCUUCCGAUCCGUAUCGUAGUUAGUCGCGUGUGACAUUCUGAUCCUCCAUCGUCGUUGUCUCGUCGAAACGCACGCACACGCAUCGUACGUGCAUUGGUCUCUCUCUUUCUCUCUUUCUCUCUCUCUCUCUCUCUCUCUCUCUCUCUCUCUCUCUCUCUCUCUCUCUCUCUAUCGACGCUCUCCGUCCGUGGUUCCUUCGCUCGAAGAUAACGACGAGCUCUCAUCCGAGAGAAGGAAGAAUCCUCUCGCAGGACCUUGUGGAUUUUUCUUCGACGACUCGUCAUUCGUCCUCUUCGUCGUACACGGGCGCUACGCCUUUGAGAACUUCUCCUGCAUGAUUUCGUACGACCCGACGUCGUACGUAAGAAACAGGAAGAACGCGUUCGCCAUCGAGGAUGAUGUAGCCCGAGGGUUACUUAUCGACGAGUCAGACGUCGAGGAUGCACGUGAGAAUAGUAUCAAGAGCGGACGAAGAGAAGGAAAAAGGAAGGAAGAGAAGGAUUGCAGAUCGUUCUGUUGAAGAAACUGCAUUUGCUCGGUUCUUCUCGUCGUGGUUGUCGUUGGAUAUUCUCAACGAGGCAACGACCGAUAAAGACACUGCCAGGGUAACGAACAGCACCAGUCGUGCCCACCUGAGUCGUCCGUUAAGUCGCAUCCGUCGUCAUAACUUUGCGUCUUUCGCUCUUCUUCUCACUUUUCCUCCCAUUCUGUAGACAUCGGAAACGGUUACGGACUCUAGACUCUCCGUGCACUUGUUUCUUUUCUUCUCUUUUUGCACAGAAUCACAGAAUCCUUUCUCUCUCUCUCUCUCUCUCUCUCUCUUUAUCUAUCUAUCUACCUAUUUAUCUCUGUCUCUGUCUGUCUUUCUCUUUCUCUCUCUUUCCGUCUUACCGACUUCAACUCUCGCGUUCGCGUUGGAAGAUCAAAGAGCGAAGAAGGAGAAGAAGAAGAAGAAGAAGAAGAAGAAGAAGAAGAAGAAGAGAAAAGAGAAAAGAUGUUAGGCGUGAGUCAGCCGAGCAAUCCGCCCUCGAGCUUGCGUCACUCCGCGAGCUUCUCCUGUCUGCAAAGGAGCACCGUCGGCGAGGGCCAUCGUGCUAGAACCUCGACAUUGUUGCAACAGCCGAGCCUGCAGCUUACCAACGGCCACCAUCAUCAUCAUCACCACCACCACUCUCAGCACCAUCAUCAUCAGUACUCGUCCGGGCAGAGCGGCUCGUCGCUUCAACAGCCGAGCACCAACGCUCAGCAGCAGCAACAGCAACAACAGCAGCAACAGCAACAGCAACAGCAUCAGCAGCAGCACCACCAGCAGCAGCGAGGAGUCGAGACCGAUGCGAUUCAAGAGAGCAACGAUUACGGUUUCGUAAGGAUCAGGCCUCGUUUGCGAAGCACCAACGCAACGAUCUAUCACGAGGAAGAAGUGGCCGCGGCUAAGAGCGCUUUCAGAGAUCGAGACGCGUCCGCUUUCAGCGAUCGCGAGUGCGAGUCCUCGAGCUUCCGCGAAUUAUUGAAGACGAAGGAUCGAGAGCAAUCGCCAAAGAGCGGAGGUUCCUCGAAGAAUCAAAAUCCGUUGAAAGGUGCUCUGAUAUUGUUCACGUCCACCUCGUCUUGGUGGAAAGCGAGACAACGAGAGGAACAGCUGAACGGCGUCGGUGGGUCCUCGAGUUCGGUGACCACCUCGAUCUUGCCUUCGUCCGAGCGAAAGUGGUCGAGCACCUCGAUGGCGUCACCCUCGAACGAGAGAAAGUGGCCGCCCUCGAUGACGUCGCCCACGAUGGGCGAACGGAAGUGGUCCGUCGGUAACAAUGCCUCGUUGACGUCACCGAGCAACGAGAGGAAGUGGACCAGGUCCUCGGUCUCUUCUAGCUCGACGAACGUUCUCGCUGCCAGCACCGGGGGACAAUCGCAGCCGCAACAACAGGAUAGGAAAUGGCGCUCCCUAGGUGCCCUUCUUAGAGCUCCCACAGUUGGCGGAGGAAGUGGAACUUCCUCGCACGCGAGCGCUUCGCUUCAGAAUUCGUUUUCUCACAACAUGAGCGUCUCGAUGAUCGAGAGCAGCACGGCCGAGCGUUCGAGGGACGAGCCACGUGGCUCGGCUUGCAAAUCCUCCUCUACGAGGUAUCAACAGCCGAGCUCGUACUCGGCUCGCGUGUCCCGAGUCACCAGGGAUAUAUACAGGGAGAACGGCGAGUUCUCGCAGGCUGCCAGGACCAAGGUCAGUCGUAGAUUGUAUCAGGAACCUGCUAUCGAGGCUGCCGGCAGCGGUAACGCGACGUCCACCGAUCGAGAGAUCGUCGAGGAUACCGGGAGACACUCGCUCGCGAGACACCAUCAGUUCAAGGACGAGUGCAGAGCCAGAACGAAUCGCGAGAGCUUUUGUAGAAUCGAUCAGACUACCGAGACUCGUACCACCGGAACCGCCACGACCACAACCUCGUCCUCGACUACGAGAUCGAGCAGGGCUCAGAGUUUCUAUCUCCUGGAUGAUUUUUUGAAGCCUCAACCUCAGCAGAGCAAGUGCAUGUUGAAUCUUUACUUAUCCUCCCCGUAUUCAAAGUCGGUCGAAACGAAGAGAGCGUCUCAAGGGAACGUUACCACGAACAUAACACCUCCGAGACGUCACAAUUCGAGUUCGGAUAGUCUCGAAGUCGCUACCAGUCCUUUGCCGCCUCCGGUACCGCCGCCGCCACCUCAGCUAGGUGCUAGGGAAAGAGAGAGAGGUGAAAAUUUCAAGGAGAAGGAGGUGUGUCCAUGCAACAUGUGCUGGGCUUCGUUGCAGCAGAGAUCGUUCGCGGAAGAGGUGAGUAGGAGAUCGAAAGAACGCGCGUCUCUCUACGAAGAGAAGGGGAGGAGUCCCGGAACGCUGCACAAAGAUGUCGGCGGUGCUGGUACCAAGGUCAGUGGAAAGACGGUCGGAGGUGUCGGCACGGCAACCCUCACCACGCUCUCCUCCAUUAAUAAUACAUCCAACGCCACUCGAAACAAGAACAAUCCAGUAUCUCACGAGAAAUUACCGUCGUUCUUCAAUACGAAGCCCACGCGGGUGGAUAAAUCGAACGCCAAGAAUGCAAACAAUUCUACCAGCAACAACAUUCACAAUAUGUCGAUGCACGAAUCACACAGUGCCACGUCUCAUGAAGUUUAUCCCGGCAAAUUGCCUAUGACACCUCAGGAGGCUGUGAAAUAUUAUGGAUAUCGACUUCCCGAUUUCGAGCGCGCAGAGAUUGAAAAGUAUUCCGAGAUUUGGUACUUGGGUUUGUCGGCGAAUAAAAUUCACGGAGAGGAGGGUGCAUCGCAAAACGGCGGUUACGACGACGAAAACGGUAGCUACAAUAAAGUCCUGCACGAUCACAUUUCCUACAGAUACGAGAUACUAGAAGUUAUUGGAAAAGGAAGUUUCGGUCAGGUGAUUCGAGCAUUCGAUCAUAAGACAGGUCAGCACAUCGCGAUCAAGAUCAUCAGAAACAAAAAGAGAUUCCAUCAUCAAGCACUGAUCGAGGUUAGAAUCUUGGAGCACCUGAAGAAGAAGGAUCUGGAUGCCAACGCGUCGCACAAUGUGAUACACAUGUUAGAGUAUUUUUAUUUCAGGAAUCAUUUAUGCAUCAGUUUCGAAUUAAUGAGUUUGAAUCUGUACGAGCUAAUCAAAAAGAACAAUUACCAAGGAUUCAGUCUAAGUCUGGUACGACGAUUCGCCAACUCUCUGAUUAGCUGUUUGAGAUUGCUCUAUCGAGAAAAUAUCAUACACUGUGAUUUGAAACCGGAGAACGUACUUUUGAAACAACGAGGUAGCAGCUCGAUCAAAGUCAUAGACUUUGGCUCCUCCUGCUACAGCCAUCAGCGUGUAUAUACCUAUAUUCAAUCGAGGUUUUAUAGAAGUCCGGAGGUGAUUCUCGGUCUUCCGUACGGUACACCGAUCGAUAUGUGGAGCUUGGGUUGUAUUUUGGCCGAACUUUAUACGGGAUAUCCUUUGUUUCCGGGUGAGGACGAGAUCGAACAACUCGCGUGCAUCAUGGAGGUACUCGGACUGCCUCCGGAACACAUCACCAGUCACGCUUCGCGUCGCAGACUCUUUUUCGAUCAGAAGGGUACUCCACGAUGCGUGACAAACAGCAAGGGCAAAAAGAGAUGGGCUGGCAGCAAAAACCUAGCGAUGGUUCUCCGAUGUACCGACACACAUUUCGUCGACUUCGUUAGCAGAUGCCUCGAGUGGGAUCCGAAGAAGCGCAUGACCCCCGACGAGGCAGUGCGCCACGAGUGGCUGCUGAGCUCUUCCUUCUCUCAUGCGAGCUCCUCGUCGUCGUCGUCGACGAUGACGUCGUCGACGGUGAACGCGAACAACGGUAACAACGGUAACAACAGCAACGCUACGGCAGCGGUCGUCGAAACGUCUCAAUCAUCUCACGCGCAAACUGUAACGCGCCUGACGGUUAGCGAAGCGUUGCAGCUACCUUCCAACAUGGAAUACGCUCCGUACAGUCUCCUUGCUCUCUACCUCAAGCACGAUAAACACAUGAAGAGGGUCGGCACGUCGGAGAAUUCAAAAAGCGGCGGUGCAGCGACAACGGACAAUUCCAAGAGUAGCAGCAGCCUUGUCGUAAAGAGCAAGUUAAAUGGUAGCGCGAGUAGUCAUGCCUUGGCCAGUAGCGCUCAAACAACGACGUCCAGGCACGCCUCGACCGGUGACAUAGUUUCUAGCUUGGACCCGAAUCUCGACGACUCCGGAACCUUCCUACCACCGAUAUUGUGAAGUCGGGUUUACGCUAGCCACUUUUAAACGUCCUCCGUUUGAGUUCGUUCUCUGCGUCCUUCCUCUCUUUCUUAGAUCGAACGAUUGAGCGAUCGUUAGCUGGCAACUUUUGUUAGCUUUUCUCGGCUAAGUUUUUGGAUCUAAGAAAAGCAACAUGGAAUAGCAACAUGGAUAGCGUACAUGUAAUAGGAGGAAGAAGCUUGAUACGUAAUCGAGUAGAAUGUUACUCAAUAGGAUAGUAGUCUCGUGCGCGAGUUAAAGAAAUCGAAGGAAACGAGUAAAUUCGAUAGAGUUAUUUCGAAAAGAGCGGGGAUUAUCAUCAGCGACUCGAACCGAUCAUCAAAGCGCGUCGUCGUCAUCGCAUAGCGUAUCGAGAAAGUCAUUAUCGAUCGAUAUAACGAGCGAAGUUUCUUUUUUUUUUUUCGAGUUUAGACACAGUACGCUUUCCAAUUUUCUAAGAGCAAUAUCGGAAAAUUGAUCGUUUCGAUAAAUCAAACGUCGUCGUUGAAACGUAGGAGCACGUGGUGAGAGCGAGCACAUGGGUGUGUGCGCUUAGAAAUGGCUGGCCCGUGUAAACGCGCUUGACGUUCUCGAUGCCAAAAGGGCUUAGAAGAUAUAUUAUCGAUAAAAUUCUCAGCCCCUCCCCCUUAAUAUCGAGCUACGAGGUCGAGAUCGCACAUCCAAACGUCGUCCUCGUUUGGCUGAUCGUAGCGAAGUACAUGGGAUAUGUCGUUAUAUCAGAUCAUCGCUUGCAAGUACGGUGGAACCUAAAUUAAAAUGGCGUAACGUCGCUCGAGUAUCAGAUUAUUUUCUCGUUUAGCGGGACAAUCGUUCCCUCCAUCCGAAAUAUAUUUAUUUAAUGGCAAAGCUGCUGACUCGUCAAAAUAUCAUGAGAUUUCACGCGGAAUAAAUCGUCAAUAUCGUGAGAAAUUACUUUCAAAAAUUAUUCCGAAUGAUCGACAUAUUGUUCUCUAAGGAGAGUAACCACGAAUGGUUUUCAUCGAUGAUCGCGCGAUAUCAUUCAAAAGCAUAACGUCGCGCUAAUCGAUGGUCUAACGAGAUAAUAAUUUUUUCCUUUUAAGCGAUCGCAAGAGCGAGCUUAAAAAUAUUCUACUAUAAUUUAAAGAUAUCGUCCGUGUAGUGUGUCGAAUGGAUUUUUCAUUACUUGUAGUAGGUAACUGUUUAUGGCGAUGAGAAAGUAUAAGGAGGAUAAAGAAGACGUUCGACGUUUCAAAAGAUCGUUCCUUUUUUAUCGUCCGAUUAUUUUUCUCGUCACGGCGAGAAGAUCUGAGCGAAUUUUCGUAACCAUCUGCGGCUACGAAAAUCGCGAUCAAUAAUAAUGAGAAUUUGAAAGGAGCAACCUUAAAAUGAAAAAUAAAAAAGAAAAAAAAAAUAAAUAAACGAAGCGUGCCCCAGUUUCGCGAGGCCUGUGUAGUCUUAUUGUGAUAUUAAACUACCACUGUCUUACUUAGAUCUCUGGUAUUAAGAAGUAAUAACGAUCGUUAAUAAUUUCAUUACUAUUAAUCACUAAUAUUUUCUUUAUAAUGAGUAUCGCAAAAACAAGCUAUUGCUACAAGAUUAUAAUUACGCGAUUAAUGUGUGCGAGAGCGAGAGAGAGAGAGAGAGAGAGAGAGAGUGAGAGGGGGAGGGAGAGAGAGAGAGAGAGAGAGAGAGAGAGACGGGAAGAGAUGAUUAACAUUGACGAAGAGUUUAAUAUUAUCUUGUAGGAUUGUACAGCUUUUAAUUAAGUCUGCGAUAUAUAUUCCUGAGUAGCACGCGAUUUGCUUGCGUAAUCGAAUACGUAAAAUGCCAAUUUCACAGAAAUUUCCAUAUCAUUUGAAUUUGUCUUUAUAUAUCGAUAAUGCUUCUUUUUUAUUAUUAUUGUUAUUAUUAUUAUUAUUACUAUCAUCAUCACUAUUAUCCUUACUUUUACUACAAUUAAUAUUAAUGUUAUUAUUAUAUUAUUAUAUUAUUAUCAUCAUUGUUCGUACGAUUACGAUAUUAUCAGUCACACGUUAACAACGCGAUAUCUUAUGUAAAAAACGAUAUCACACUUUAUAGAUUGUACUUUAAUUCACCGAGAUUAUUCAUCGACGUCCAGCGUUUUUUGGAUGUUGGCGCAAAAAUCAAUGAGAUAUCCAGGGAACACUCGUCUUUAUGAACGCGGAAUGGAUUUAACGAGAGAUUGUAAUACUUGUCUAAUUUUCACGUCGUCUAGAUGCGUCGAUUUUAACGAAGUUCGUAGAAUCACGAAUGAUUGUAUAUCCGAGCUUAAUAUUCAUCGUAGAAUUCGCAAAAGAAUUUGGCCCCCCCUUCAAUCGAGACUCGAACGAUCGAGGAUUUCAUUCAUUUUUCUUCCGUGUCUUUCUUUUUUCUUUUCUUUUCUUUCUUUUACUUUUUUUUUUUCCUUACCAUUGGAACUUCGCUCGAAAAUUUCGCCCAUCUCGUUCGAUCGUUCACACGUCACGCUUUCAUACGAUUUCAUACGAUUAUAUAGUCGGACCAAUAAUUGUGCUCUUCGGUCCAAUUAAGAGGCUUGUAAUAGAAAAUAAGCUUCGUCAAAUGUCAGCGCUAGAACGAUCAUACGACAUUGAUUUUACCAUCUUUAGUUUCUCCCUUUUACCUUCCUAAACCACCCCAUUGGCUUCGAAGAAGGUGUAUUAGAUGUUAACGAAUUAUCGAUUCGCGUAAUAUCUUUUCUCGACUGAUCGUUAGUUUAAUUAAAUUCUCGUGGACCACCAUCUUUCUUGUUCGAGUGUCCAUUGAAAGAAAAGACAAAAAAAGUAGAUGAGUAAGUGAUCGUAACAAUAAACUCGUAAAACAACAAAGUACUUGCAACAAGACUGACUGAUUGUAUACAAUUUCAUCACAAUUAUCACGACGUAAAUCAAUCGUGUUCUUGCAAAUUAGUGUCGUCCUCAUCGCGUAUUUAUACAUACAUAUAAAACGACAAAACGUUCGCAGAUCUUCUAGACUCUUACGUCGUGUUUCCUCGGAUCUCCAAUUAGAAAAGAUUCAAGUUUAGCUUAUACCGCGCGUGUUAUCCCGUGUCGUUAAUUUUUAUCACGAUUAAAAUCGAUUCUUCUUUACUUAACGAAAUUUUGAAUCAGCGCUACUCUGAAAAUUAUUUCUUUUCUUCGAAAACACGUAUCGCCGUAUAUUAUAUGUCGUUUGAAAAGAUCCGCGUUCGUCGCAAAAAUAGAAAAGAAUACGAAUAGUCUUCUUUUGAAAAAGAAAAAAAAAAGAAAAAGAAAGAAAAUUGUUGCGAAUGUCGAUGAUACACCGAAAAUACAUAUAUACGUAUUCGUAAUUCAACAAAAUUGCCGGCAUUGUUUAUCGUUGUUGUCCAUUAACACGCCUAAUUAUUGUUUCGUUUGUUCCUUAAUCAAUUUUAUCGCAGCGUUCUUCAAUUUGCCGUUCGCGAAAAAUCUAAACGAGGAAAGGGAAAGGGGGGAGAAGAAAAAUGAAGAAAUAACAAAUAUCUUUUCGCGAGAUGCGUUCGAUGAACUCGAACGAAGAGAGGAGUUGCAACUUUAAUGUUCGUAGUGACUAUAUAAGAAAGAAAUGAAAAAAAAAAAAAAAACAGAUGAAAAGGAAACCGAGCAUAUACAGUGAAGGAGAUAUCAAACUGUGUAUAAAAUAACGUUUUAGUAAUAUGUGUGUAUGCGCGGGUGCUUCAAAAAGUAUGUACGAUGUGUGUUUGCGUGUACGAAAGAAAAAGAGAGAGAGAGAGAGAGAGAGAGAAUACAGAAGACCGAAAGAGAGAGGGAGAGAGAAAGAGUGAAAGAAUGAAUCAUAUUUACGCGUACGUGUAUAUAUAAUAUAUCCAUACCUAUAUAUUAUACACACUUGUGCGCGUAUUACUUUGCAUAUACAUAUUAUAUACAAGUAUGUAUUAAGAGAAAUCACGCAAGCAAAAAACGAGUUAAAUAUAGUAAUUAACAUAGAAAUAAUAGAGCAUUAAGUAAUAUAACCCCAUAAAAACUCGGGGUACCCUAAACAAAAACAAAAAAAAAAGGAAGGAGAAGAGGAAGAAAAAAAAAAGGAUAAUUGUACAGCCCUAAGUUUUUAGUUGUGUUCAUUAUUAUAUACAGCGGGAUCAAAUUGUAUGUGUAUAGGAGACACUGUUGUAUAAUCUGCGUCGAAGAAACGCAUUCGCGCACAGUCAUACGUGUAUCCGUGCGUAGGUUCGAAGAGAAAAGAACGAAAAUAAAUUCGAUAAUUGUAUCGAUCCCGAUUUCAUACACGGAAGAAAAAUGUGCGAUGGGAGAUGGAGAGAGAGAGAGGGAGAGAGAGAGAGAGAGAGAGAGAGAGUGAGAAACGGAGAGUAAAAUACUUUUAUCGAUCCGCACAAAAAGAAAAAAGAAAAACAAGAUCGCGGACGAAAAAGGGGCGUUUGCUCUCUAGUCCUGGAUAUUACGAACGAACGUGAUCCGAGUUGAAAGGGGACGAAUAUGACCUUAGAGAUAUAAAUGUUUUAACGAACGUAUAACGAAAGAAAGAGAGGAAAAAUUGUCUCUAAAAAGAAUGAAAAAACCCCCUCCAGCGUGCGAGCGUGCGUGCGUGUAAAAGGCUCUAGCGUAUAUCUUCUUAGAAGAAAACAAAAAAAAACAAAAAAAAGCAGUUUGUAAAACUAAUUAUCGAGUUAACAACGUGGAUAGAUCUAUCAAUUUUAAAGUUAGUUAAUAAAACUUGUAUGCGUGACGCGUUCUAAGGAGAAUAGGUAAAAAGAGAGAAAACGAACUAUCAUCGUCGGGCGAACGAAGAGACACGACCACUUCCUACCAACCAACCAUCAACUUCACUCUCCCUUUUCAUCCCUCGAUGCUCUCUCUCGAGUUUCGAUAACAUGAUAUCGUCAAAAAAAAAAAAAAAAAACAAAUAAAUGCGCGACCCGUAUUCGAACGUCAAUCAUUUCACUUUGUAGUAGCGCAUCGUCGAGAGUAGAAGGACAAUCAUAGGAGGUAGUUGUACGCCAUUUUGAAUUUGCGCGUAUUUAACGAGGCUUAUUUCAUCCGAACCUUUUUAGAACGAGCGUCGCGUAGAAUAAUCGAUCCCGACGAGUUGUUCCGUCUUUGAAGAACAAACGAAACGUUUGUCCGAUCCUUGAUCGAAGACGAGAUGAUGGAGAGAGAAAACGAAGGAUUAAAGGUCGUUUGUCUUUCUCUCUCUCUCUCUCUCUCUCUUCUCUUUCUUCUUAUAGCCGUCAACUUCUUUUUAUCGGGUUGUCCCUCAUCCUUCGUAUUUGCCGAUGAGUCGUUGAUCAAUCUUCAACCCUUCGUUUUCUUUUUUUUUCUCUCUCUCUCUCUUUCUCUUUCUUUCUUGUUCGUAUCAGUAAGAACGUCGACGAAUCGAGAAGAGGAAAAACGAAAAAGGAAGAAAAGAAAGGAGAGAGAGAGAGAGAGAGAGAGAGAGAGAGAGAGAGAGAGAGAGAGAGAGAGAGAGACAGACAGAGACAGAGACAGAGAGAUAGAGCUGCGAGAGACGAUGCACGAUGAUUUGUAAUUUUCGCGUUAAAACGACGGGACGGUCCCUUGUGUUACGCGUACGACCGUCGUGUAAGUGCGAAUCGUCGUCAAUUUAUGCCUGCAACUUUAAUUAUAGCAAACAAGAGAGAAUUGCUAACGAUAAACGAUUAUGAUAAUGACAUUAGUAUAAAGAAAAGUAUAUGUAAUGAUACGAUACUGAAGCAUCAUCAUCUUUUGUAUCAUUUGUUCGUUUGUUCUUAUCUUACUGCGUUUGUCUUUCAUUAUUAAUGCAAUACCAAGAUGACUCGGUUUCGACUCGGUAUCUUGUGUGUAAAUAUAUACUAAUAAAGAAAAUUAUAGCGAA
Messenger RNA from Vespula vulgaris, 11018 nucleotides. RefSeq names its product dual specificity tyrosine-phosphorylation-regulated kinase mbk-2-like. Gene Ontology annotation, biological process: peptidyl-threonine phosphorylation; peptidyl-serine phosphorylation. Gene Ontology annotation, cellular component: nucleus. Gene Ontology annotation, molecular function: protein serine/threonine/tyrosine kinase activity; ATP binding; protein serine/threonine kinase activity. Lineage: Eukaryota; Metazoa; Arthropoda; Insecta; Hymenoptera; Vespidae. The coding region runs from base 1434 to 5186 and encodes 1250 amino acids. The transcript has 12 exons. The record is from RefSeq and is a predicted model, not a curated record.